AUGCUCAGUGUAUUCCAGACACGCUUCCAGCGUCUAGAGACAGCGCUGAAUUCGCUGGUCGAAUCAGUCGCAGCUUACAACCCCUCCAUCUCAGCAGCCGACGCACUAGUCGCCGCAGACGAAGACUUGGACGAGAGCUUGGAACAGCUCGCCGUACACCAUGCAAACUACUCGCGCAUCCUCGAGCUGCGCGCCACCGCCGACGCUCUAGACGAGAAGAUCAAAUACACCCUACGCACUCUGGCCGACACCCGCAAGGAACUUCUCGACAUACCCUCUUCGCAACCACCUCCAAACACUCGUCAAGUCGGCGUUGAAGAAUUGCUCUCAUAUGCAAAGUUCAUCUCAAAGACUACUGUACCACCUACCUUCCGCGGCCACAUCUCGACUGAACUGCUCUCGCAACCACAACCCGCUAUUCCCGAUGGUCCAACCACCCAAAUCACAAACGGCAUGGCCACACCAGCCCAGAACGGUGAUAGCACAAACACAGCCGACCAAUCAGCCCAACCAGAAAACAGAGCCGUGGCAACCUUGAGCGCAGAAACAAAAGCCAUGCUGGACCCACUCUCUCAACUCCCUUUCGUGCCCUGGCCGUCCCAAGAAGUCAUUCGCAUGGGUGCUCUGGCUGCUAUCCAAGGAAUGCUGGAAGAUGGCACCGAUCCUACUACUGUGCUCAGUGCUGAAGAGCAAGAGGCAGCAGACAAG
This is a messenger RNA of Aureobasidium melanogenum CBS 110374, 708 nucleotides long. RefSeq lists its product as uncharacterized. The record is from RefSeq and is a predicted model, not a curated record. Lineage: Eukaryota; Fungi; Ascomycota; Dothideomycetes; Dothideales; Saccotheciaceae. Gene Ontology annotation, cellular component: core mediator complex; mediator complex. Gene Ontology annotation, biological process: regulation of transcription by RNA polymerase II. The annotation marks the transcript as partial. Gene Ontology annotation, molecular function: transcription coregulator activity. The transcript is spliced from 2 exons.